Molecule: messenger RNA, 1650 nt
Organism: Pteropus alecto (black flying fox)
Lineage: Eukaryota; Metazoa; Chordata; Mammalia; Chiroptera; Pteropodidae
Product: macrophage-expressed gene 1 protein
Exons: 2
Coding region: 1-1650 (549 amino acids)
Source: RefSeq, a predicted model, not a curated record
AUGAUGGAGCUGAGGGGCAGCAGGCUGUCAAGGAGAAGCUCUCCUCCAGCCAUGGCCCUGUGCCUUGCCCCACUCCUGCUCCUGCUUUGUGCCGUGUGUGGCGGCACGGGGGAUAAAUGGGAACCCGGCAUCCAAGGCUGCACGCAGGCGCCGAACGUGUCAGUGCUGGGGGCGCUGCCAGGAAGCGGCUGGGACAACCUGCGGAACGUGGAGCUGGGGCUGGUGCUGUGGCACAACUAUUCACAGUGUCACACCACGCACGACGGCGAGUACCUGAUCCCAGACCACGUGUACGUGGUGCCGUGGCGGGAGAGCGUGGUGGAGCUCAUGGACAAGUGGCUCAGUCACACGGACACCUGGGCGGCCUCCAUCAACGCCGAGGUGUCCUAUCUCCCUAUGCUCAAUGGCAAGUUCUCCUCCGACUUCCAGAACGUCAAGAAGCACGACUUGGAGCACGAGACGGUCACGACCAGGGUGCAGGUCCGCCAUAACAUCUCCUCCGUGAAGGCCCCGGAGAUCCCCAACUUACACCCUGCCUUUUGGCAGCAUCUGGUGACCAUCAGCGAUCACCUGGAGAACAAUGAGACCCGCAAGGCCGAGUACCUGGCGGAGAUGCUGGUGCUUCGGUUCGGCACGCACGUCCUCACGCACGUGGAUGUGGGGGCCAGCUUGGUGCAGGAGGACCAGGUGAAGCGGGCCCUGAUGAGCGAUAAGGCCAUCGAGAAGACCAGCAUCUCGCUCGCCGCCUCCGCCGUGUUUUUCAAAGUGGUCAACGUCGGGGCCUCGGCCUCCUGGCAGGAGCAGAGCCAGCACUUCCAGGACUACAGGCAGAGCACGUUGUCCCCCAAGACGCGCAGCUACGGGGGCAGCCCCUUCUACCCCGGCAUCACGCUGCAGUCCUGGCAGGACAGCAUUGGCAAACGGCUGGUGGCCAUCGGCGGGUCGGGCCUGCCCCUGCCGACGCUGAUCAAGCCCGAGGCGCUGCCGGAGCCCGCGGUGCACCGCGUGGCGGGCGCCAUGCACGCGGCCAUCUCCCGCUACUACGCGGUCAACGUGCAUCCCGGCUGCCUGCGGCGCGGGUCGCCCGACUUCAACCCACAGGCCAACGUGGACGACGGCUCGUGUGACGCCGGCGGCCGCACCAACUUCAGCUUCGGCGGCGUCUUCCAGGAGUGUGAGGCCGUGUCCGGGGAGGACAUCGAGAACCUAUGUCAAAACUAUCACGUCGCGAACCCGCUCACGGGCAGCACCUCGUGCCCGGCCAGCUACACGUCCAGCACCCUGCACAGAGAGCUGAAGACGUCGACGCAGGCCCACCCCGAGUGCAAGAGACAGUGCAGGAGCUGCAAUCUGUUUUCAGAGUGCUGCGAUGACGUGUGCACCACGCGCGUGGUCAAGAGCGUGGUGCGCCUGGUCACCUCCUGGUGCGUGCCCGCCCAGACCGCCAUGCCCGUCGCUUCCGGCUUCCUCUUCGGAGGCCUCUACAGCUCUGGCAAACCAAACCCGCAAUGGCUUGACCAUGAGCUCUUUGAGUGGGAAAAGGAUGGUGUUGUGCUCAUCGUAGUUAUUUCUACAGCUCAGCAGCAGGCAGAACAUCUGAGACAUUCUACAAGUUCCCCGAAUGGAAGAAAAUCAGAAGAGGCCUUGUGA